AUGUUUCGUGCAGAGAGAAUAACCAAGACUAUACUGGAAAAAUAUCCAUCAGCAGUAGUGAAUAUAGUUGACCGAACAAAGGAGCAUGCCGGGCACAGAGAAAUGAUUAACAUUGAUGAUCCGCAAGAAACCCACCUGGAUAUAAAUGUGUGCGAUAGCUCCUUUGAGGGCUGCUCUCCUCUGAGCGCAAUUAGAGAGAUCAAUCGACUAAUAAAAGACGAGUUUACAAAGGGCCUCCAUGCAGUAUCAAUUACAUGCACGUCACCCAACACAAAAUAA
This is a messenger RNA of Nematocida ausubeli, 279 nucleotides long. RefSeq lists its product as uncharacterized. The record is from RefSeq and is a predicted model, not a curated record. The coding region runs from base 1 to 279 and encodes 92 amino acids. NCBI's taxonomy places the organism in Eukaryota, Fungi, Microsporidia. The transcript has a single exon.